Messenger RNA from Yamadazyma jaroonii, 1362 nucleotides. Lineage: Eukaryota; Fungi; Ascomycota; Pichiomycetes; Serinales; Debaryomycetaceae. The record is from the annotation of a GenBank genome assembly.
AUGGUUAAUGAUAAUCAGUUUGAUACAAAUACAAAAUUUUCUCAUGGUGGUAAUUUAUCAAUACAAGAUUUACCAAGUCCUCAAGAAGUAGUUAAUUCAAUUACUGCAAAUAAUAAUCAACAAUUAACCGAUAAUAUUGAUUCUGGUAAUCAAGAUCAUGAUGAAAGUGAUGAUUUAUCAAUUAAAAAUAAUGUUAGAAGUAAAUUAACAACUUCUGAUAUCAAAUUAAUCUUAUAUUUAAUCAUAACUAUAAAACCAUUUAAAUAUAUUGGUGAUAGAAGUCUUAGUCAAACAAAGAAAUGGGAAUUAAUACAGAAAAGGUUUAGUGAAAUCAAACAAAAAUCUAAUGAUUCAUCGGGGAAUCCAGGGGUUAUAAUACCAACAGUUAGAACUUUACAACGUCAAUUAUCAUCAGCCAUUAAAAAAUGUAAACUUCGAAAUAAUUCUGAAUCUUUACUUAAUAAUAAACAUGAUCCAAUAUUCAGAAAUAUUAAAGAAGACAGUUCAUUAAUGGAUUUAGAAUUGGCAGUAUCGGAAUUAUUUGAAUUGAGUGAAACAUUAAAGAAUGGUAAGAUAGCAAAUAGUUCAUUGUUAGAAUUAUCAUUAGAAUCUCAUGGUAAUGAAGGUGAUAAUUCUAAUUUUAAUAAUAAUUAUCAUGAUCAUCCAUUAAGUAUGACUUUACCUAAUCCACAAUCGUUGAAUCCUUCGUUAAGUCCAUUAAAUACUAUAGCUCCUUUGAAUCAGAAUUAUUCUCCUUAUUAUGUGAAUCAAUUACCUGCAACCAUACCUCCAGCAAAUUUCCCUCCAAAGAUUAAUAUUAGAUCAAUGAGUCAAACAACAAUGAUAAGUCCUUUGAAUUCUUUCAAUCAACCUUAUAAUCAAUUUCAAAUAAGUAGGUCAAAAAGUUUCGAUCAAGGAACUCAUCCGAAAGAUUUUUAUAGAUCGGAAGAGACUUUAUUAGAUCAUUCAAAUAUUACUGUUUUAAAUGACAUAAACAACAUUCGGAAUUCAAUAUCAGCUUAUCUAGAUUCAAAUUCAAAACCAUCAUCCAUUUCAUCGGCAUCCACUUCCGCCAUUUCUCCAAAACUAUCUAAUUUGAAUAGUUCAGCUCAUAGUUCAAUUUCAAAUUCUUCAAGUUCGGCUUAUAUUGUAGAAUUAAUAGAAAAUUUAAACAAUAAAUCCAAUGAUUUGAAAACUAAAGAACAAAAUAGAUUAUCACUGUAUCAACAAGCUUUAGAAAAUUUUAAUCAGCAACAGUAUUUGAUAAAUAAACAAUUGAUCGAAAAAGUGGUUGAUAAUUUGAAAUCUAAUGGGGAUGUAGAAAAUUCAAAACUAAUUUCAACUUUAUUACCAAAAAAAUAA